Molecule: messenger RNA, 8364 nt
Organism: Dermacentor andersoni
Lineage: Eukaryota; Metazoa; Arthropoda; Arachnida; Ixodida; Ixodidae
Biological process (GO): protein processing
Cellular component (GO): plasma membrane
Molecular function (GO): metalloendopeptidase activity
Source: RefSeq, a predicted model, not a curated record
CAGUGGGAGGGAGCGGCCGCCGCCAUGAGCCAAAACAGCCCGCCGCUGCCGCCGGAUCCCCGCGAGGACGGGUACGACUACCGGCUCGACGUGUCCAUCGGAGAUAAGAAGGAUGACCACUUCUGGGGCGAUGAGAUCGUCAAACCGCGCCGGAAACUAUCUUUCGAGCGCGAGAUCCGGGUGCAGGAGUUCAAGAAAGAGCGCAGCUCGAGCGAAGUACGCAAGCUGGUGCGCUCGCCCGAUACGAAGGCGCGCGCCGCCGAACCAUCGCUCGACACCAGUGGUUCGAUAUCACAGAAGAGUCGGAGAAGCCGCCACAGAAAGAGGAAGAAGCGAAAGUCCAGAAGGAAGAAGAAAAAGAAGAAGAAGAAGAAGCGCAGCAGAGAUGACGACAGCACAACGGCGACAACCGGGGAGACGACAGAGUCCAGAGAGGGUCAGUCCUUCGGCGCUUCGCUGUCACAAUUACUGCCCUCAGGCGUAGCCAACUUCUUCACAGCGGAUCCGGCAGCGAGCCCGCCUAUGAACGAGAGAGCCAUGGAUGCAGCUGCGAUCGGCGAACCUGCGGGUGUUAUGCAGCCGACAGAUGUGACCGCCGCAGAGGCGUUGCCACCAAAGAGGAAGCGGAAAAAGCGCCGCCGGUCCACACGCGAAGUGGACGCGGCCGCUUUCUGGACGCCGGCCAGCGGCGGUGAAGCGAUGGCGACGGGCUCUCCCAACUUGUCCGCCCAGCAGUGGGUACCUGACACAACAGACCGGCAAGGAGACCACAGACGGCAGCGGUACCCUGCACAAGCAGCGUACGACCAACAAGCACAUGACACUGCUGCCUACACAGCCGCUCUGCAGCAGUACCAGCACACGCAGAACCUGCAACGGUUGGAAGCCGAACAUUUGAAUCGCCUUUACCAACAAGUGCAGCAAGUUCGCAGUCAAAUGGAUGCGGCUAGACAGCAAGCUCAAGGUACUCACUCUACGCCUGCACAAUUCAACGCUGGUGACUUAGGGAAAAGACGGGAUGCUUGCGAGAGGUGUCACGAUAUGGAGAAAGCGUACGAAAUGGAGCAAGCUGCGCAGCUACGAAAGAUUGAAGAAGCUGCUGAUGACCAGAAAGCGCAAGAAGCUCGCGAAAGGUGUCGUGAGAUGGAGAAAGCGUACGAAAUGGAGCAAGCAGCGCCGCUAAGAAAGAUGAAAGAAGUUGAUAACCAGAAAGCACGAGAGGCUCGCGAGAGGUGUCACGAACUAGAAAAAGCGUACGAAAUGGAGCAAGCUGCACAGCUACGAAAGAUUGAAGAAGCUGCUGAUGACCAGAAAGCGCAAGAGGCUCGCGAAAGGUGUCGUGAGAUGGAGAAAGCGUACGAAAUGGAGCAAGCAGCGCCGCUAAGAAAGAUGAAAGAAGUUGAUAAUCAGAAAGCACGAGAGGCUCGCGAGAGGUGUCACGAACUGGAAAAAGCGUACGAAAUGGAGCAAGCUGCGCAGCUACGAAAGAUUAAAGAAGCUGCUGAUGACCAGCAAGCGCAAGAGGCUCGCGAGAGGUCUCGUGAGAUAGAGAGAGCAUACGAAAUGGAACAAGCUGCGCAACUAAGCAAAAUGAAGGAAGCCGCUGAUAACCAGAAAGCACGGGAUGCUCGCGAGAGGUGUCACGAGAUAGAAAGAGCGUACGAAAUGGAGCAAGCUGCACAGCUAAGAAAAUUGAAAGUUGACGACCAGAAAGCACAAGAGGCUCGCGAGAGGUUUCACGAACUGGAAAAAGCGUACGAAAUGGAGCAAGCUGCGCAGCUACGAAAGAUUGAAGAAGCUGCUGAAGACCAGAAAGCGCAAGAGGCUCGCGAGAGGUGCCGUGAGAUGGAGAAAGCGUACGAAAUGGAACAAGCAGCGCAGCUAAGAAAGAUGAGAGAAGGCGCUGAUGACCAGAAAGUACGAGAGGCUCGGGAGAGGUGUCACGAUACGGAGAAAACGUACGAAAUGGAGCAAGCUGCGCAGCUAAGAAAAAUUCGGGAAGAACAGAAAGAAGAGCGGCAAAGAAAACGAGAGGCCCGCGCAAGAUGUCGCGAAAUGGAGAAGGCAUACGAACUGGAACAAGCAGCACAGUUGAAGAUGCUACGGGAACAAAGGCAAGCCGCAGGUAAUCUCCAACGAGAGGAAUAUUUGGAACGCGAAAGGUACCAAAGAGCCCAGCAAAUGGAGAAUGCAUGCGAACAAGAGCAACAUAGAACGCUAGAAAUAUUGCGGAAGAAGCAUCAAGACGAGGCAACUCAGCAGCAAUACCAAAAGGAACAAGAAGCCGAGCGCCACAAAUAUCAAAGAGCGCAGCAGACGGAGAAGGCGUACGAAAAGGAACAGAAAACCCAUUUGUGGGGAACGACGCAGCAGAAACAGCCGGCGCAGCCACUUAGUCAAAAGGAAGAAGAGGAACGCCAGAGGUACCAAAGAGCGCAGCAGAUGGAGAAGGCGUACGAAAAGGAACAGAAAACCCAUUUGUGGGGAACGACGCAGCAGAAACAGCCGGCGCAGCCACUUAGUCAAAAGGAAGAAGAGGAACGCCAGAGGUACCAAAGAGCGCAGCAGAUGGAGAAGGCGUACGAAAAGGAACAGAAAACCCAUUUGUGGGGAACGACGCAGCAGAAACAGCCGGCGCAGCCACUUAGUCAAAAGGAAGAAGAGGAACGCCAGAGGUACCAAAGAGCGCAGCAGAUGGAGAAGGCGUACGAAAAGGAACAGAAAGCCCAUUUGUGGGGAACGACACAGCAGAAAGAACCGGCACAGCUACUUAGUCAAAAAGAAGAAGAGGAGGAACGCCAGAGGUAUCAAAGAGCGCAGCAGAUGGAGAAGGCGUACGAAAAGGAACAGAAAGCCCAUUUGCGGGGAAUGACGCAGCAGCCAGCGCAACCAGCACAACCACAAGAGGUGGAGCUCCGCAGGCACCAAAGAGGGGAACAAUUAAAUAAGGGGGAAGAGCAGAAGGCUCAGAUGGGUCCAGUAGCACAGAAAACUAGGGCAACACAACAGCCGUACCAACAAGAACAACAAGCAGAACACCUACGCUACCAGACCGCUGUACAGCUUCAGAAAGAAGAAAGAGCUAGAUCUGAUCAAAUUUCACAGGACUCAUUCGGACAUCAGAAAGACCAACAAAGGCAGGACUGUCACAAGGGCUUGGAAACAAUGCAGCAACACGCGGCAAGAAAGGAGGUGGUACAACAAUUGCAACAAUUAGAGAAAAUGUAUGAAGCAAGGCAUGAGCAGUCAGCGAGGAUGCCUGAAUUAGUUUUGAAAGGUCAACAGAAAGUAGAGGCGCUCGAGGUUGAGCGCAAACCAACAAUGACAUUGUUUACCCCUCCCGGAUUCGGACCUGUCGGUUCGCAUCUCAGGAUAAAAACAAAGAUGAAUAUAGACAUAGCGCCGCUGAGCCCGGAAAACGUGGAAUCUAUUGAAGAAACAGUUAUUCUUGAAGACUACCUCGGUGGAAACGAGGAUGGCACAUUCGGCCAAGAGAGCUUCCAAGGACAUCAGAGGGGACUCACGACAGCUCCACCCGUCGUCACCAUCGUAGAAAAGCCUACCAUUCAUGCAGUUACGGAAGAAUCUGCGGUAUCCAACGUCACAGUGAUCAUCAAUCCAGCACCGUCAAACAUUACUCAAGUCAUCGAGCAACCUUCAAUAGAACAGCCGAAAAGCGAAGUCUUGAAUCUCCUUGCGACUGCGCUCGGUAUCGAUGCUAACGACUCCCAUCAGGACGACAUCACGGGACAGGAGGCGUCGUCGACGAACACUCUGUCAUUUGGCGAAGUGGACACCAUGUACGAGGACACGUCCAGCAUGCCCGCGCCAUCUAAGUACACCGAAUCACCAGGGCCCCAAACAGUAGUUGAAAUAGUCCAGGACUGUUUCCAAGUCAUGGAUGAUGUAAUUAAAACCGAAGUAUCCUCGACACAGCCUAGGUACAGCGAGGUACAAGGAGCUGAAACUGUAGUGAGAAUGGUCCACGACUGUUUUCAAGUAAUGGACGAUGUAGUUCAAAGCGAGCCGUGCACGUCCCCUAUGAUAAAUGUAAUGCGUAAGAGAUCGACCUCAUCUACAGCAGAGACAAACUCGAGAUCGUCUGCAAAUUCUGCCCGUCACAGAUUGGUAGGCGAGAAUAAAAAGUCUCGAAGCGGCAGGAGGCCCUUGGGCUCUCGAAAGGCCACAUCCGCCGGUUCUGUGCGUUCAGGCAAGUGUCGAAUGUCAAAUUUCGAUUCCUCAGAAGCAUGGGUAAAGAGUGGCUCGCAACUGUCCGAAGACUCUGACUCACGGCGCCUUCCUUCAUUUCCAGGCCUCAACGCAAGAGUUGAGGUAGCUGUCAACAGGCCUGAUGUGGUUGGCUUAGUCAACAGGCCGGACAUGGUUCGCCUGCGUUCUACCUGUCUCUUACUAGAGUCAGUAACGGGACUUGUUCAAGACACUGUGAACAAAGAUUUCGCCAGUGCGAAAGCAAACAUUCUAAGUGCAGGCGACCCGCUCAGGACAACUGUUGCUGCGUAUGUUGUGGAAGAUGACGACGCAAAGAAAAAGAAAAGGCGUAAAAAAAAGAAGAAACGCUCCAAAAAGAAAAAAAGAAAGAAGAAAAGGAAGUCUAAGAAGAAAAAGAAAAAGAAAAAGUCAAAAAAGAAGAAGAAGAAGAAGAAGAAGAAAAGGAAGAAAAAAUCGAAGAAAAAGAAGAAGUCGAAGAAGUCCAAAAAGAAGAAGACGAGAAAGAAGAAAAAGAGUGACGAGAGCAGUCCUACAUCAUCACCAUCGUCAUCUAGUCCAUCGUCCUCAAUCGAAAAAGUGGGCGACGGAAAGACUCCGUCUCCUACAACCUCCAAAGCUACAACAGGCAUUACAAAACCCAUGCCUACAGUUAGUGUGUCUUCAAGAAGUUACAAAACUACACAGACAGACGACCUGUUGAGAGGUUCAAGACAACGCAUACAGCGAGAGGCUUACCUUCCACCCGCAGGCGAAGGGCGGCGACGCCGUAGACACCGAAGCAGGACAUACUCCGACACAUCGGACAGCAGCGUCGUCUCGCAGAAGUACCGUAUUGUCACCCACGUGGUUCUCGGCGAUGGCAGCUCGGCAGCCCGCCUAAGCGGCAGCGGUUCGGACAGGGUCUACCAGCUGCCGAAGCCACGGAGCAAGUCGAAGUCCAGGCAGCGGAUGCACCAUUCGCCAUCUCCCUCACCGCUCGACACACGUGUCAGGGUUCAGCGCACGUCUUCCCAGUGUUCCAACUGCGGCGGUACCGCCACUCCACCCAUGCUGGUCCAGCGGCCCAUCAUCAUCGAGGCGCCGACCAUUCCAUCGCCGCCGUCUCCUAAGCGAGACGAGAGACUGGAUGACGAUGAUCGGUACGACCGACGACAGCGACGGAGACGCCAUCACCGCUCCUCGGGCUCCCGCUCGUCGCGACGCCGGAGAAGCUCGUCGGAUAGCACAUCGAGCGAGUCGCGCCGUCGCCGCCGCCACCGCCGCCGACGUCGCCGAUCGCACGAAAGGCGACCACGACGCUACUACGUCGAUGACCCCGAGAUCCCAGGUCGGCCCGGUCGCCCCAUGUACGCAAGCCCUCCAUCCUACUACUAUGGUGACCACAUGGGUUUACCGGCUCCCUACAUGCGGCGUCGGGCGCGGUCCUUCGAGCGUGUCCCGCCGCGUUUCCCACGCUACGUGGCAGGCUACGGGCCGCCGGUUAUGCCCGACAUGCCGCCCGUGCCAUUCGAGUCGAGUGGUGAAGCAAUUUCGCCUGUGUCCAUGAUGAUCACGACCAACAUGAUGCAGCCGUCACCAGUGGCGACACCAUCACCGCUUCCUUCGCGACCGCUUCCCCUGCCAGCGUUACCUCCACCGCUAAUACCUCAAGCGAUGCCCAGUCCGGCAAUGUUAUCAGCACCGAUGCGGCAGCCUUCGUUCACAUUUCCUCAGGGCGUACCGCCAUCAGAACCUCCCCUGCCUACCAAGCAGCGCUCACUCACGGUAGAGGUCCAGACGCCACCCGCUAGUCCUCCAGUGCCUACCUCGUAUACGGCUUCAGCACCCUUGCUCACCUACCAGAACAACCGGUAUGGCACCAACUCAAGCAGCAGCGACAGCUGGAAGCAGGGAUACGCAGUUAGCCAGCAGCCGACAAGCUUUUCUUCGACCAUUACGACGUCUUCGUUUAGCGGAGCAGCCCCGCAGGCGUAUGGCGGCAAGGCUGCUGAGAACCCUUGGAUGGCACCGUACAAUUACAUGCGGCGCAACUUCGACCAAGGCAACCUUGUGCUCAGCAUAAUUUUCAUUUUGGGUAUAGCAGCCUGUGUGAUAGCACUUAUUGGGCAGUAUGGCCGCUACCGGGAAAGUCGGGACACGAUAGAGGAAGAGGAGGAAGGCGCCGUGAUGCAUGGCCCGUGGCUCUUCAACCUGUCAGGCGUCGCCUCGACGUUGCUCGUGCGCGGAUACAAGUUUUGCCACGCGCCGGAUUGCAAACGUGAAGCCGACAGGUUGGCUAGUGUGCUCGCCUCCGGUCCUUGUGAUAGCUUCUACGAUUACGUUUGCUCGCGCCGCUGGGCGUCGAAGCGUAGGCCGGCGGAUGCUAUGACCGCGGACGACGGUGUCGUGCAGGAUAUCCAGGACAGCGUAUGGAGAAACAUCAAGAGUGACAGCAAGCAGUCGCUCGCAGCAGUCAUGUGGAGGAGCUGCCUGGACAUCAGCAGUUUGGGCGCCGCUCCUUUCCUUGAGUUCUUCAAUGCAUCAGGGCUAGCGGGCUGGCCCUUCCACGAGGCGCCGUUGGACGUGGACACGUUGCGCGUUGCUGGUCGUUUGGUCCGCCUGCUCCGCUUGGCCACGCUGCUAAGUUUGCGCGUCGAGCGCGGCUUCGGGCCGAAUGUCACCAUUGUGCUUGGCCACGCAGCCCCACCCCUGGACCUCCGCGACUUCCGAAGCAACGCUAGUAUGACUACUUUCGUGAAUAGAGUAGAAACGACAAUGAAGUUCCUCACGUCAGACGUCAAUGACACUACGACGAGAGCAGUUGAAGUGUUAAACUUUUGCCUACGGCUGGUCAACCUCAACGCUGCCACAAACAACAGCGCGUCCAAGUUUGGCGCGAACUUUUCAAGUUUUCUUGACGUUGCAGUGGGUGACCUCAUCGAUUUGACAAGAACGAACGUUCAUAUCAACCUAGAAUCGCCCAAAUACGUAAACGAACUGAGCCAGCUGUUGAGCGCUGUAUCGCCACGCGCAGUGCUCAACUAUUUGGGCUUUUACACAGUGGACCAUAUGUGGUCUUUCUCACCCGAGGGCGCGAGAGAAGAAGUCAAAUCCGGCCACCGCGAGCGAAGGUGUCUACAGAUGACAGAGAGGGCUGUUCCGUCUCAAGUUCUCGAAAUUGGCUUUCAGGUAUACAAAAACCGCCUCAAUUGGACGGACCUGCGCAGACGUACGAACGAGACGAAGAAGCACAUAAUAGACGGCGUCCGGUCCUUGUCCUGGAUGGACCACGCUAUGAAGGUCAAGGUCAUCGAGAGAAUCGAUGCAACAAGCGUCGAGUUGUUCUUCCCGCCGCACAUGCCGAAGACAAGCCCGAUGGCCGCACCCCCGCCACAGCGGAGUGCAUUCGAACUGUACCAGCGUGCUGUCGAAGAGAGCUUUGCCGCGUCUGUCCACAGCGGCACGACGGCUGGUGAGAGCCUGUUCUCGCGCCACUCUGAGCUUGGUCCCCAUGGUGUGCUGCGUGUUCCUCUUGCGGCGGCGGCGAUGGCAAGCACUGGCCCGUCACCGUCACCGUACGUGGCCCUGCUGCGUUCCACGCGGCUCAACGUGCGUUUAGCUAAGGCGCUGCUGCAGGUAGCGCUGGCCGACGAUAUCUGGACGGCGGCAGCCCGCGGUCGGUACCGGGCGUUGCAGUCGUGUUUCCUGUCCCGGUUCCCAGCGGUACGCGACCCGCUUGAAGAGGGCCGGCUUGUCCCCAAGCCGGCCGCCGUGGCGCGCGACGACGUGCUCGAACACGUGGCCGUCGCGCUGGCGCACGUAGAGUUCCGGCGCGGCGUACAGCUUCUGCGCCACAACAUGACCGACUACCGGCUGGUCGAUGCCCAGGCAUGGUCCUCCGAGCAGCUGUUCUUCGUCUCGUACGCCGAGUCGGAAUGCCAGGCGUACGACGACGAGCUGGCCUUCCGACGCUUCCUGGCGCGCAACGAGAGUCCUGCAAGGCAGCGCGUCGACAUGGCGCUGGCACACGAUCCCACAUUCCACAGGGCGUUCCACUGCCAUCGCGGGUUCCCCAUGCGGCCACGCCACAGCUGCAGUUUCUGGUGAUGCAGCACCUUUGUGUGGUGCACAUGAAUAAAUGAUAUUCUGCCGCCG